AGCGGGCAUUGGUGCAGUGGAGGAGGGGAGGAAGAAGGGCCAUUUAAGGCGAAUACCAUAUAUGCCAAGUGUUUCCAGGUUUGGGAUGCUUUCCUUUGCGAGGAAAAUCAGCCAGCAGCGACAUAGAUCGAUCUGUUCCCGGCCGGCGAGCCGGAGUAGAUCUCUCGCAUACCCUGCACGCACGUACUGCUUAUGGCGGCGGCGGGAGGGCAGCAGAGGCGGCGCGGCGGGCGGCGAGAGAUGCGGCGGAUCGAGGACACGACGAGGCGGCAGGUGACGUUCUCGAAGCGGCGGAAGGGGCUUCUGAAGAAGGCGUCGGAGCUGUCGGUGCUGUGCGACGCGGAGGUGGCGCUGCUCGUCUUCUCCCCGCGCGGCCGCUUCUUCCACUUCGCCUCCGCUCCCUCCCUGGAGGGGACAAUCGACCGCUACAUUAGCCACACCCAAGAGGCGCCUGCAAACAAGAAGCCCCGUGAACUUACUGUAAAGAAUAUGAAAUCUCAAUCCGAAACCUUAGCAAUGGAGAUUGACACAGUUGAGGCAUACACAAGGAAGAUGCAGGGCGAAAACCUGGAAUCAUGCUCGUUGCAAGAACUGCAUGGCCUGGAGAUGCAGAUGGAGAAGAGCCUAAGCAGCAUCCGUUUACAAAAGCAAAAGAAGCUGAUGGAUAAGAUUUCACAGCUACAACAACAGGAGAAGAUUCUGUCGGAGGAGAACGCACUGCUCCUCGAUCAGGGCAAGGUGCAACAUGCUCCAAUCGGGGCUCCAGCGCGCGAGAUGAAUCAGAACCAGCAUGUCCAGGAUAUUGAUGUUGACACUGAGCUGGUCAUUGGAAGACGGUGAAAAUAUUCAGAUUUUACAGAAGUGGUUGUGGAAACAGUUCACAGAAGAGAAGUGAAUGUGUUGAUGAGGAUCAACUUGUUGACUGAGCGAGUUAUACACAAUUUGUUUGUAGCAAGUUGCUAAAUUUAUUUGUCGAUAUUAUAUAAUCUUGCUAUGAGGAGAAGGUAGUGGCGCCUAUACAUGCAGCAUUGUAUUCAGGCUUGUGUUUGACCAACAGACAUGCUGUGCAGUUCGGAUCGGAUAUACAUAAACCAAUCAAAUUGAAUAAUCAUAUCAAUUAUGUA
Messenger RNA from Oryza sativa Japonica Group (Japanese rice), 1124 nucleotides. RefSeq names its product MADS-box transcription factor 50-like. Gene Ontology annotation, biological process: positive regulation of transcription by RNA polymerase II. Gene Ontology annotation, cellular component: nucleus. NCBI's taxonomy places the organism in Eukaryota, Viridiplantae, Streptophyta, Magnoliopsida, Poales, Poaceae. Gene Ontology annotation, molecular function: RNA polymerase II cis-regulatory region sequence-specific DNA binding; protein dimerization activity; DNA-binding transcription factor activity, RNA polymerase II-specific. The record is from RefSeq and is a predicted model, not a curated record.